Cutaneotrichosporon cavernicola is the source of this 1488-nucleotide messenger RNA. RefSeq lists its product as uncharacterized. Gene Ontology annotation, biological process: transmembrane transport. Lineage: Eukaryota; Fungi; Basidiomycota; Tremellomycetes; Trichosporonales; Trichosporonaceae. The transcript has 2 exons. Gene Ontology annotation, cellular component: membrane. The record is from RefSeq and is a predicted model, not a curated record. Gene Ontology annotation, molecular function: transmembrane transporter activity. Bases 1 to 1488 code for a protein of 495 amino acids.
AUGAGCACGAGCAUACAUCCAUCACAACCACCAAGUAUCAAGACGCCUGAGAGCAUCGAGUUGCCGACGAGUAUCGAGACGCCUGAGAGCAUCGAGCUGUCGACGCUCUCGCGGCUGUCCUCGCGUGCAGACGAACCACCGUUGGCAUCCACGGCAUCCACGGCCUCCCCUCCGAAACCUACCACGCUACGCCAAGUAGCAAUCUGCGUCGCAUCGUUCAUGUGUAUCUUCACCACAUGCGGAGGCGUGUUCUCCUUUGGUGUCUACCAGGAACUGUACCAGAGAAUGUCAGAGGAGCCCAACACGCCUUUCACCGGUGCGAGUCCCGCGGCGAUCGACAUUAUCGGCACGUUGAGCGCGGCGUUCAUGACGAUUGGAGCGCCAAUUGCCAAUGCGUGGACCAAGCGUUUCUCGCCUCGCGUCGCCGUUCUCAUUGGUGCCGGGCUGUCCUUUGCAGCAGCAAUGCUCGCAUCGUACUCUCAACAUCUGUGGCAAUUCAUCCUCACCCAAGGCCUACUCAUGGGUCUCGGCACGUGCUUCUCAUACAUGCCAGCGGCGACUGUUGCGCCGAUGUGGUUUGGGCGAAGACGGGGUUUGGCCAUGGGUAUCAUCCUGAGUGGGACUGGCGUUGGCGGGCUCGUAUGGGCGCCAGUCAUGCAUGCGCUCAACGAGAACCUCGGCUUCCGAAACGCACUCCGUAUCUCGGGUGCGGUGACAACAACACUUGUCGCUGUUGGAGCCUUUAUCCUCGAUUGGGAUCCUGUGAGCAAAGCGCGCAUCGACGCCGAAAAAGCUCGCCUCGCAUCUCGUCCUCGUCAUUCACUCCGCAGUCUAUGGGACAUUCCUCUCGUCGACAUGCGUAUUGCUAAAACUGGCAAGUUUGGGGGCCAACUCUUGGCCACGUUUCUUCAAUCCGCGGCAUACUACACCCCCGUCUUCUUCUUCAGCGCAUAUGCCCGAACGCUGGGAUACUCUUCGCGACAAGGGGCGAAUUUCAUUGCAAUCAACAACGCGUGUAAUGCGCUCGGCAAGAUAUUCCUCGGCAUUCUCGCAGACCGUUUCGGUCACAUCAACAUGCUCCUCCUCACCACGGCCAUUUCGGCCGUGGCAAGCUUUGUCUUCUGGAUGCCAAGCACGUUGUUGGGCGGACACGACCUCGUCACUGGCCGCGGACUGUUCGUGACUUACUCGAUCAUGUACGGAACAUUUGCCAGUGCGUACGUCUCGCUAUUCCCCGCUGCUCUGGUGGAGAUUUUUGGCCCGCACAACUUUGCGUCGGUCAAUGGCAUCCUCUACAUGGCCAGAGGGUUUGGCACUCUUGCCGGCACACCUAGUGCUGGUGCGACGGUCCACUCUGGCUCGCACACUGCUGGGCCAAGUGCGUACUUUGGCAUGGCUACCCUCAUCAGUGCACUGCUGUUGGCGGCGAGUGUGGGCGUCGUCUGGGUACGCUGGGAGAACAAGCGCGCACCGAUGUGGAAGGCAUAG